AUGGGCGUCGAGAAGAUUGUUGCCAAACCAGGCAAUGGAACAGACUUCCCCAAGAAGCACGACGAAAUUUGCGUUGAAUACACCGGAUGGUUGUACGAUGACGAGGCACCAGACAACAAGGGAACACAAUUCGACACAUCAGUAGGCCGGGGCGAUCUCACGACUCUAAUCGGCGCAGGUCGAGUCAUCCGAGGCUGGGACGAGGGUAUCUUGGGGUCCGAGGAUAUUCCCCCCAUGUCGUUGGGUGAGGUAGCAAUCCUCAAAAUCACAUCUGAUUAUGCUUAUGGCGCUCGUGGUUUUCCAGGACACAUCCCCGCAGAUGCAAAAUUGAUCUUUGAAGUUGAACUCAAGUCCAUCAACAGGAAAGGGGAAUAG
Molecule: messenger RNA, 375 nt
Organism: Bipolaris zeicola 26-R-13
Lineage: Eukaryota; Fungi; Ascomycota; Dothideomycetes; Pleosporales; Pleosporaceae
Exons: 7
Coding region: 1-375 (124 amino acids)
Molecular function (GO): peptidyl-prolyl cis-trans isomerase activity
Source: RefSeq, a predicted model, not a curated record